UGGUAUUUAUUUUAACAAACAUCAACUAAUUUCAAAAACCUAGAAAUUCAUACGUCAAAAAAAAGAUUAAAAAAUAAUAUUACAUUAACUAUAAUUUAGUGGAAUGUUUCGGAUUGUUGAAUACAUUGUCAAUUGAAAAUCUUAUUUCUAUAAAACUUUCUUUAGGCUCUGGUUUUAAGUAGGUUUGUGCUAACUAAAUGACUGACGUUUUUAAAGACUUGUGUGACAUUUGGGAAAGGCUUUUCAGCCACCGACCGUUCUUACAAGGAGAAAUCAAAUACUUUCUUUCAGAAUUUGAUAAAAAGCAAUACAAAUUUGAUGAAGAUAACCUUAAAAAAGUCAGUGAACUCAUUGGAGAUAUAAAAGAUACAAAAAUUGAUGGUUUUCUAGAAUCCAGUGAUCAAAAUUUAGCUUCAUUAAAUUCUAUUAUUAAUGAGGCGUUGGAUUUGAGUGUCAACAUUUUGAAUCAAGAAAAUAACACCAUAUCGAAAGAGGAUAUAUGUGCUAAAGAAGAACUUCACAAUAAACGACAAAAAGAAUUUGAUACGUUUCAGUCCGAUUUAAAAACUAAGUACGAAACAAUAGAUAAAGAUAUCGAAGAAAAGGUUGCAGCGAUAAAAUUGCACUACGAGGAAGCAAUUAAUAAACUUGUUGCCGAAAACCAAUAA
Adelges cooleyi (spruce gall adelgid) is the source of this 668-nucleotide messenger RNA. RefSeq names its product biogenesis of lysosome-related organelles complex 1 subunit 5-like. Bases 198 to 668 code for a protein of 156 amino acids. Gene Ontology annotation, cellular component: transport vesicle; BLOC-1 complex. The record is from RefSeq and is a predicted model, not a curated record. The transcript is spliced from 4 exons. NCBI's taxonomy places the organism in Eukaryota, Metazoa, Arthropoda, Insecta, Hemiptera, Adelgidae.